Messenger RNA from Chlamydomonas reinhardtii, 2585 nucleotides. RefSeq lists its product as uncharacterized. Gene Ontology annotation, biological process: rRNA processing; negative regulation of transcription by RNA polymerase II. Gene Ontology annotation, cellular component: nucleolus. Lineage: Eukaryota; Viridiplantae; Chlorophyta; Chlorophyceae; Chlamydomonadales; Chlamydomonadaceae. The transcript is spliced from 4 exons. The coding region runs from base 130 to 1917 and encodes 595 amino acids. The record is from RefSeq and is a predicted model, not a curated record. Gene Ontology annotation, molecular function: DNA binding.
GUAGCCUGACCGGGCCUUAUUAGUUCAAGGCCAUACCAUUUUGUUUGAGAGCUUAUGCUGACGAGCCGGCGCCCUAAACCUUAAAUCCUUCUGGAAGGCGAGCGCCCGCCGGCGUAGAGGUGCACAGAAAUGGUGUGGUUUCACUGCGAGGACUGUGGCGACACGAUCAAGAAGCCCAAGGUCGUCAACCAUUUUCGCAUGUGCUCGGCCAGCCGCUUCUCCUGCGUGGACUGCCUUCAAUACUUCACCAGGGCAACGGUCCAGACCCACAGCGUCUGCGUGACUGAGCAUGAGAAGUACGCGCUAGCCGCGACCAAGCCCGGAGGAUUCGCCGCCGGCGGCCUGCCCGCCGCCCGCGCGGGAGGCCCCACCGCCGCCUCUGACGCUCCCGCCGAGCCCACCGGCCUAGAGUUCCUGUCCACACGCCCCCCCUGGAAGUGCACGGUCUGCAACGUCAACUGCACCAGCCGGGAGACGCUCGUGAACCACGCCGCCGGCGCCAAGCACAAGCGCCGCGCGCGCGCCGCUCUAGCGGCACAGAACGGCGGCGCAGCCGCCGGUGCCGCAGGCGCUGGCGCCGCAGGUGCCGGCGCGAACGGCAACGGCGCGGCAGCGGCGCCUGCGGCGCCGGCGGCCAACGGCAACGCGGCUGGCCAGAAGCGCAAGGCGGACAGCAGCAGUAGCAGCGACUCUUCGUCUUCGGACGAUAGCAGUAGCAGUAGCGGCUCGGAGGACAGCGCGGACAAGAAGAAAAAGGCGGCGGCGCCCGCCGCCAAGCGUCAGGCGGUGGGUGCCGGCGCCAAGCCGACGGCCAAGAAGGCGGACAGCAGCAGUAGCAGCGAGUCUUCUUCCUCUUCGGAGGACAGCAGUGACUCUGACGACAGCGGCGACCAGAAGAAGAAGGCGCCGGCAGCAGCGGCUGCCAAGCCCGCGGCGGCGGCUACCAAGAAGGCUGACAGGUCGUCAUCAUCCUCUUCCGAUGACUCCUCCUCAUCUGAUAACGAGAGCAGCGAGGACUCAGACGACAAGAAGAAGAAGAAGGCGCCGGCGAAGGCGCCGGCGGCUGCCGCCGGCAAGCCUGCUGCCGCCGCCGCCGCUGCGGCCCCGGCGGCUAAGAAGGCGGCAUCCAGCGGCUCGUCACCUUCUUCCUCAGAGGACGACUCGUCUUCCAGCGACGAAUCCUCUGACUCUGACUCGGAUGACAAGAAGGCGAAGAAGGCGCCGGCCGCCAAGGCCGCCGCCGCCGCCGCCGCCGCGACCAAGCCCGCGGCCGCCAAGCCGGCUGCGUCCUCGUCCUCGUCGGAAAGCAGCUCGGAGGAGGAGGAGAACAGCAGCAGCAGCGACUCGGAUUCGGACUCCGGCGACGCCAAGACGUCAAGCCGGCCGGCCUCGGAGCCGUCCAAGACCCCCGUGUCCAAUCGCUCCGCCGCCGCGGCUAAGGCCGCUAAGGCGGCGGAGGCGGGCGGCGACGGCAGCGGGCAGGGCAGCGGCCCUGGCACCUCUUCCUCCUCCUCCGACUCGGAAUCAUCGGACUCGGAAUCUUCGGACUCGGAUGAUGGCGACACGAAGAAGGCGGCGAAGCCGGCGGCAGCCGCCAAGCCCACGCCCACUCCCACCGCCACCGCGACGCCCGCCAAGAAGGCCGCUGCCGCUUCCUCGGGCGACGACAGCAGCAGUAGCAGCUCGGAGGAGGAGAGCAGCAGCGACGACUCGGAUUCGGACUCGGACUCUGGCGACGCCAAGGCCACCAAGGCCAAGGCGACGCCGGCGGCGGCGCCCGCGUCUUCGGGCAAGCGCAAGGCGGCCUCCAGCAGCAGCGGCGACGACUCGUCUUCGAGUGACGAGUCGGACAGCAGCAGCGAAGACAGCAGCAGCAGCGAAGACGAGGCGCCGGCGAAGAAGACCAAGAAGAAAUAAAUGAUGUACUGCUUGACAUACGGUCGCGACAAGCUUGUGGCGGUGGUGGUGGCCGAGCCCUCUGUGGCGCGAUGGCAACGGAUAUAACGUGGAGGGUGCAAGGGCGGCGGCGCGCGUGCUCGGGUUUUGAUUAUUUGUUGACUGACCGUGUUUUGACGUUUGGGGCCGGGCGAGCAACGAGCCAUGCGGUGCGCGUACGGUACUGUGCGUGCACAAGAACUUUUGACGAGCGUGAACCGUGAUUGACGCCAUGUGCUUACUGACCAGGGAGUUCAUUGCUUUUACUGAUGAAGGGAGGCCGCGUAUAAAGUGGGCGAUUGGUAUAGGCACCGUUAGAUAGCUGUGCGGGGGUGGGCGUGAGAGCGUGUGGCAUAGGUAGUUGUAGAGAGCAAGACACGAGAGCAAGAGAGGACUGAGCAAACCAAGAUGAGUCGAGGCCGCGAGGCUGAGCACAUUGCAUGCUCCAGGGCUAACAGAUGCAGGAUGGCUUACAUGUGUGACGAGGUAGGGGAGUGGCGCGCGCGGCUUUGCCCAUGACGCGACGGGCGAAGCGGUUGGACGAGAGCAGGCCUGUAGCAGGCAGGCUGGGGCAGCGCUGCGGUGGGGUAUCACAUUGAUUACCCCCCAUCGUGGAUAUCCUUCGGGGAUUCUUGUAAUGCUUCGAAAUA